Vigna angularis (adzuki bean) is the source of this 1445-nucleotide messenger RNA. Its product is annotated as 60S ribosomal protein L3. Gene Ontology annotation, cellular component: cytosolic large ribosomal subunit; ribosome. Bases 110 to 1279 code for a protein of 389 amino acids. Gene Ontology annotation, molecular function: RNA binding; structural constituent of ribosome. The transcript has 6 exons. The record is from RefSeq and is a predicted model, not a curated record. Gene Ontology annotation, biological process: ribosomal large subunit assembly; translation. NCBI's taxonomy places the organism in Eukaryota, Viridiplantae, Streptophyta, Magnoliopsida, Fabales, Fabaceae.
GCGCCUUGUGAGUGCUAUAUAUAAAGAAGAGUGUUUGCGAAACCCUCAUUCAUAGUUCUUCCCUUUCUCUCUAACUCUCAUUGUAGCACUGCUGUUGAAGCUGCAAACGAUGUCGCAUCGGAAGUUCGAGCACCCGAGGCACGGUUCCCUUGGAUUUCUCCCAAGGAAGCGAGCUUCUCGUCAUCGUGGAAAGGUGAAGUCUUUCCCAAAAGACAAUCCUAAUCAACCAUGCAGGUUGACUGCCUUUGUGGGCUACAAGGCUGGAAUGACCCACAUUGUCAGAGAAGUUGAGAAACCUGGAUCAAAACUUCAUAAGAAAGAAACAUGUGAAGCUGUCACUAUAAUUGAAACUCCUCCGUUGGUUGUUGUUGGAGUUGUGGGAUAUGUGAAGACACCACGUGGCCUUCGUACACUGAAUACUGUUUGGGCUCAGCAUCUAAGUGAAGAAGUCAAGAGACGUUUUUAUAAGAAUUGGUGCAAAUCUAAAAAGAAGGCUUUUACCAAAUAUACAAAGAAGUACGAAACGGAGGAAGGAAAGAAAGAUGUUGAAUCUCAGCUUGAGAAAUUGAAGAAGUAUUCAACUGUCAUUCGUGUUCUUGCUCACACUCAGAUAAGGAAGUUGAGGGGUCUGAAACAGAAGAAAGCACAUUUGAUGGAGAUCCAAGUUAAUGGUGGAACAGUAGCACAGAAGGUGGACUACGCAUACAGCUUCUUUGAGAAGCAAAUCCCAGUGGAUGCAGUUUUUCAGAAAGAUGAGAUGAUUGAUAUCAUUGGUGUGACUAAGGGUAAGGGUUAUGAAGGUGUGGUGACUCGUUGGGGUGUUACUCGACUACCUCGCAAGACUCACAGAGGUCUGAGGAAGGUUGCUUGUAUUGGUGCCUGGCACCCUGCCCGUGUUUCUUUCACUGUUGCCAGGGCUGGUCAGAAUGGUUAUCAUCAUCGAACUGAGUUGAAUAAGAAGAUCUACAAAGUUGCCAAGACUGGCCAAGAGUCACAUGCUGCCAUCACUGAAUUUGACAGGACGGAGAAGGAUAUUACCCCAAUGGGUGGGUUCCCACAUUAUGGUGUGGUGAAGGAUGACUACAUUAUGGUGAAGGGAUGCUGUGUUGGACCCAAGAAGAGGGUUCUCACUCUUCGUCAGUCCCUUCUCAAACAGACAUCUCGGGUUGCUCUGGAAGAGAUCAAACUCAAGUUCAUAGACACCUCGUCCAAGUUUGGACAUGGCCGAUUCCAGACCACUCAGGAGAAACAAAAGUUUUAUGGUCGAUUGAAGGCAUAAAGAUUUUCAUUUUACUACUGUAUUAGUGUCAUCAAUUUUUGCAGCAAACCAAUACAUUGUAUUUCAUCUUUUUUACGUAUUUUCAUUUAAAAUUUCAAUUUUGUUAAAGAUAUCUAAUAUUGAUAUCUAUUAAUCGAUUCAACUUAUUAUUUGCCAGUACUUUAAA